Molecule: messenger RNA, 2223 nt
Organism: Salvelinus namaycush (lake trout)
Lineage: Eukaryota; Metazoa; Chordata; Actinopteri; Salmoniformes; Salmonidae
Product: collagen alpha-1(VIII) chain-like
Exons: 2
Coding region: 1-2223 (740 amino acids)
Molecular function (GO): protein binding
Source: RefSeq, a predicted model, not a curated record
AUGGUUGUACCUCCCUUCUCCGCCCCCCUCCCUCUCCUAGUGGCUCUGCUUCAGCUUGCAGUACUACCUCUUGUCCACGCGGGGGCGUACUACAGACACAAGCAGCACCCGCAGCAGCAUCAGCCCACGCCACACCUGUCCCACAUGGGCAUAGGGGGUAAGGAGCAGCACCCUCAGCAACAUUGGCCGGGAAAAGAGAUGCCCCACAUGCAGUACCCCCAGUACAGAAAAGAGAUCCCACAGAUGUCCAUGCACAUGGGCAAGGCGAACCCCCACAAGGGUCAAACCAUCCCCAGUGGGGCAGUGGGAGGUCUCCCUGGGGGUCUGCCAGGAGAGCAGGGCCCAGCUGGGCCUCCCGGACCUGAGGGACCCUCUGGGCCUCCAGGACCUCCCGGGGAAGGACAGCCAGGAGGGGAAGGAAAACCAGGCCACGCUGGUCCCCCAGGAUUCCCUGGAGUAGGAAAACCAGGACUCCCAGGAAUUCCAGGCAAGCCAGGCAGCAUGGGAGAGCCAGGAGUACCUGGAGAAUUGGGCCCCAGCGGCAGGGAGGGUCCGAUGGGGCAGCCAGGGCCUCAGGGGUCCCCUGGUCCUCCAGGUCUUCCAGGGAUAGGACAACUAGGGGCUGGGGGGUUGCCAGGACAACCAGGAACCAGAGGAGAGUCAGGACACAAGGGCCUGUCGGGACUACCAGGAUUACCAGGACCCAAGGGUGACAAGGGGAUUGGACAGCCAGGACAGCCAGGCCACAAAGGACUAGCAGGACCUCCUGGACCUCCAGGACAGGGAGGGAUGCCUGGUGUGGGCAAGCCUGGAAUGAAUGGCAUGUCAGGGCCACCAGGAGGACCAGGGAAACCAGGCCUCCCUGGAGAGCAGGGGCUGGCUGGACCAGCAGGAGAGGGCGGAGAGCCCGGUCCACCAGGGCUGCCAGGUCAGGGAAAACCUGGCCAGAAUGGUCUGCCGGGACAACCAGGGAUGCCCGGUGGGAAAGGGCACCCAGGUCCUCCAGGUUUUCCAGGGAAGCCUGGAUUGCCUGGAUUCGGAAAACCAGGAUUCCCAGGACCCAAAGGAGAUAAGGGGAUGGGUGGGAUGCCCGGAGGCCCAGGACCAAAGGGAGACAAGGGCCAUGGAGGACUGCCUGGUAUGCUAGGACAGCCUGGAUCAAUUGGACAAGCUGGUCCCCUUGGCCCUAUGGGACCCCCUGGAGGUCUGGGUCAACCAGGGCCAAAAGGCGAGGCUGGAGAAGGAGGUCAUAAGGGGUUGCCUGGUGGGCAAGGGGAGCCUGGUCCUACUGGACUGACUGGUCAGAAUGGCUUCCCUGGAGAGGGAGGAGAGCCAGGGCCAAGGGGUCCCACCGGGCCUGUAGGACCCCAAGGGGAAGGCGGACACAAAGGGUUACCAGGCGCCACUGGUAUUCCAGGUCUACCUGGGCCAAAGGGAGAGGGAGGACUUCCAGGCGAGAAGGGUCCCCAAGGUCCUAAGGGCAUUCCAGGUCUGGGAGGUGCAGGUGGGCCGAUCGGACCUCCUGGUGCUCCUGGAACUAAAGGUGACAGCGGACCUCCUGGUCUUCCCGGCGUUGAUGGUAAGGGAAACCCAGGUGUCCCUGGUCCUCUUGGACCUCCAGGUAAAGAAGGUCCUGGAGGACCACCGGGAAACCCAGGCCAGCCAGGUCCACCUGGUCCCCCAGGCCCUCCCGGACCCACUGACAUGGGAGCAGUCCUCCCUGAGAUGGGUUUUCCUCCUGGGCUGGACGGAGUCAAGACUGACGGUUAUGGCAAGAAGGGAAAAUAUGGAGGAAACGGCGGAGAAGUGAUGAGCCCCAACGGCCUGGAGAUGCCCGCGUUCACGGCUCUGGUGACCACGCCCUUCCCACCUGUGGGCACGGCUGUGGUGUUCGACAAAAUCCUGUACAACGGCCGUCAGAACUACAACCCCCAGACAGGCGUGUUCACCUGCGACAUGCCCGGGAUCUACUACUUUGCCUACCACAUCAGCUGCAAAGGGGCCAACGUCUGGGUUGCACUGAUGAGGAACGAUGAGCCUGUGAUGUACACAUAUGAUGAGUAUAAAAAGGGCUUCCUGGAUCAGGCAUCGGGGAGCGCAGUGUUACCUCUACAGCCCGGGGACACUGUGUACCUCCAGCUACCCUCGGACCAGGCCGCAGGACUAUACGCUGGCCAAUACGUCCACUCCUCCUUCUCUGGAUACUUGUUGUACCCCAUGUAA